GCACUGUUUUCGUCGUUGCGCUGCUUGCCGCACAAGGCCCGUAUGCCGCCGCCACCCCAACCAGCCCGCGAUUCAGCCUUCCUCUCGCUGCAAGACGCAUCAUCACUUGCUAUUGACCGAUAGGCAGGAGGUGCCCGCACGCCGCGCUCAUCCGCAGACGAUAGCAGUCACCAACACGGCGAUCAACUACAUUGCGUCUGUCAGUAUCGGCCAACCGCCCACUACUUACAAUCUUCUGGUUGAUACCGGCUCGGCGAACACGUGGAUCAAUGCAUCCACGCCUUACAGACCUACCGACUCCAGUAUACGUACCGGCGAGUCUGUCCAUCUGACGUACGGCACGGGCGGCUUCUCCGGUACCGAAUAUAUGGACCAAUUGUCGCUUUCCCCAAAUCUUGCUAUCAAAAACCAAUCGAUCGGGGUAGCGAACUCCACCUACGACUUCGACACGAGCGGAGCGGUACCCGUAGAUGGCAUAUUAGGGAUUGGCCCCGUCGAUCUCACCCGCGGCUCACUGAGUAACAAGACCGAGACGAUUCCAACCGUCGUCGACAACCUAUACUCACAAGGCCUCAUUGCGGAAAAUCUGAUCAGCAUCUCCUUCCGCCCUUCCGCGAACGGCUCCACCUCGGACAAGAACGGCGAGCUGUCCUUCGGGAGCGUCGACGGUUCGAAACACGUCGGCUCUCUGACGUACGUACCCAUCACGAAGCAACAGCCGGCGGGGGUCCACUGGGGAAUCGACCAGUCCGUCAGAUAUGACAACAAAUCGAUAUUGAACAGCACCGGAGGCGUGAUCGACUCUGGAUCGACGCUCAUCUACCUCGCGUCAGAUGCCUACGACGCGUACAAGGUUGCAACCGGCGCAACGCUUGACAGCACGACCGGACUCCUGCGCAUCGAGCCGUCUGCGUACGAUAAGCUCAAGAACCUCGACUUCGUCAUCGGCGGGGAGACGUUCACGCUCGUUCCCAACGCCCAAAUCUGGCCCAGAGCUCUGAACACCUACAUCGGCGGCUCGAACGACUGGGUGUAUCUUGUCGUCAACGACCUCGGAGAACCGUCUGGGAACGGCCUCGACUUCAUCAACGGCUAUGCUUGGAUGGAGCGGUUCUAUACCGUGUACGACGGCGGUGCGAAUCGCAUGGGCUUUGCCAAGACCUCUUGGACCAACGCCACGACCAACUAGCGCACGGACGUACAUUCAUUCUCUUUGCAACCUUUCGAUACGCUAUCUUUUUUUUAGUUCGCAUGCUAUCCUGUUCAUGAUGUCCCAUGGAAUUCUUAAUCACGCUAUCGAAUGGC
Molecule: messenger RNA, 1305 nt
Organism: Punctularia strigosozonata HHB-11173 SS5
Lineage: Eukaryota; Fungi; Basidiomycota; Agaricomycetes; Corticiales; Punctulariaceae
Product: acid protease
Exons: 11
Coding region: 368-1189 (273 amino acids)
Biological process (GO): proteolysis
Molecular function (GO): aspartic-type endopeptidase activity
Source: RefSeq, a predicted model, not a curated record